Molecule: messenger RNA, 1701 nt
Organism: Aspergillus fumigatus Af293
Lineage: Eukaryota; Fungi; Ascomycota; Eurotiomycetes; Eurotiales; Aspergillaceae
Product: transcription factor domain-containing protein
Exons: 3
Coding region: 1-1701 (566 amino acids)
Biological process (GO): DNA-templated transcription; positive regulation of transcription from RNA polymerase II promoter by galactose
Cellular component (GO): nucleus
Molecular function (GO): RNA polymerase II cis-regulatory region sequence-specific DNA binding; zinc ion binding; DNA-binding transcription factor activity, RNA polymerase II-specific
Source: RefSeq, a predicted model, not a curated record
AUGAUGGGUUCUCUGGAGGAGGAGCGCCAGACACAAGGGUUUUUUGGCAGCUCGAGUGCUACCAGUUUCAUGCGUCAGAUCAAGACGGCUGUGGAAAAGAGAGUGGGCUCGCCCGACCGCCGAACAUCCGAGUCUAUACUGGGAACUGCGCCGCAAUCGAGUCCUCUUUCCAACCGGACCAAAAGACCGUCCAUCAUAUCCAACUAUGUGCUUCCACCAAGGAAAACUGCCGAUAACCUUAUGGACGUGUACUGGGGCUUUGUGUUUCCUCUCUAUCCGCUGGUAGAUAGCAUUCAAUUGCGAGCGGAGUAUAGCAAGCUCUGGACUGGAGAAACGCUCGACUCGGACGAGAAUAUGCUCAUGUGCACAUUCAAUGUCAUUUUUGCUUUGGCCUGUCAGCUGGCUGAUUUCAUCCCGCCUAACGAGCGUGAAGCAUCUGCAGAUGCAUUCUUCUCUCGAGCGAAAGACCUACUACACUUCAACCUCUGGCACGGCGGCUCUGCUGCUUUGAUUCAAUGCCUUCUGUUGAUGGCCCAAUACCUGCAAAGCACCGACUCUGCACACCAGUGCUGGAUUGUCACUGGGCUGGCGAUUCGCAACGCUCAAAGUCUGGGCCUGCACCUUCCACAGACCAUUGCCCGUCUACCGAGCUUCCAAGAACAGCAACUAGCACGGAAAAUCUGGCAUGGGUGUGUUCUUAUGGACAGGGUUAUCUCAAUGACAUUCGGACGACCAGCUAUGAUCUCCAAGGCAUCCUGUGGCGCUGUUCCCCUCCCGGCUACAGUGGACGAGGAGUAUAUUCCCGCAUCUCUGGGUGAUGAAGUGAGACAACCCGCCGGCCGUCCUUCCGUCAUGGCUUUCUACGCAAAGUCCCUUGAGCUCUACGAGAUCCUGAACGAUAUUCUACUCAGCCUCUACAAACCUGUCCCCGAAGAAAAUCCAGAAGACAUUUACGAUUUCUACUUCAACAAAGGAUCAGAUGAAAGCGCACGCACGGUCUUCGAACUCGAUCGAGCUCUCACCAAAUGGGCUCAGAGUCUUCCGGCCCAUCUCCGAGGAGAUACGCCCUCCAUGCCUGAGGAUGCGGUAUUCUAUCACCAGAGCGUAGUUUUGAGAGCUCGAUUUCUCCAUGUCCGGAUGCUUCUCUUCCGACCGAUUUUGUCCAAAUACUGUACUGCUCGCGAGUUUACACCGCAUGAUCCGCUCAUCUCAGUGAAUGAUUCAUUCCCUCAGCGAGUUGCGCAGCAGUGCUCCAUUAUCUGUGUCAAGGUCGCGCAAGAGGUUAUUGAAUUAAUCUACAGCAACAUCCCUGCCGACGGCACUACUGGCCCACUUCCAGCCUGGUGGUACAACAUCCUCUUUCUGAUCGCCGGCCGUCUCCGGUCCGCUAUCAUCGAAGAAGUAACGGAAACAGCGAUAAGCAGAUCCUGGAACUGUGCCCUUGAAAUAUUGCGAAGUUACCACAGCCACAGCUCAUCAGCUCGACGGUGUGUCGCCGCAUUGGAGAUCCUCUACGAAAAGGUCGUUUCGGAAGGACCGCCACGGAACGAGCCGUUGACCCAUGCUCAAGCCAGCACUUUCAACACCACGAACGACAUGUCCCUCGGCGAAGGCAUGAAUGCAAUCUUGCUGGAUGGGUUUAAUAUGCCUGAUUUUCAGGACAUGUCAUGGCUGAACAGCGUGCCGAGUAAUCUUUAUUGA